Messenger RNA from Hemisphaericaspora subhashii, 4386 nucleotides. RefSeq names its product Pan1p (gene PAN1). The transcript has a single exon. The coding region runs from base 1 to 4386 and encodes 1461 amino acids. Gene Ontology annotation, biological process: endosomal transport; endocytosis; actin cortical patch assembly. NCBI's taxonomy places the organism in Eukaryota, Fungi, Ascomycota, Pichiomycetes, Serinales, Debaryomycetaceae. The record is from RefSeq and is a predicted model, not a curated record. Gene Ontology annotation, molecular function: protein binding; calcium ion binding. Gene Ontology annotation, cellular component: actin cortical patch; mating projection tip; nucleus.
AUGUACAACCCCUAUCAACAGCAGCAACAACAACCGCAGGGCAUUGGAUUCAAUCCGCAGCAAACCGGCUAUGGCGGAGCCUAUGCCUUUCAACCACCACCACCAAUGCAACAACAACCUCAAAUGGGUUAUGGACAACAACAAAUGUAUCAACCACCUCAAUUGCAAAAUCAAGCUACUGGAUUCAUCCCGCAGCAACCAUCGCUUUAUUCAACUGGAUUCCAACAACAACAACAACCAACCCAAUCAUUUGCUCCUCCACCUUCACUUCAACCCCAACAAACUGGAUAUAUCCAAACUCAACCAACCGGAUUUGGAGGAAUGGCACCUACAGUUAUUGAAAACAGUGAAUUAAAGAUUCCAAAUAUGAGAUUAUCAUUCAUUACUGCUGAAGAUCAAAAGAAGUUCGAACAUUUAUUUAGAACUGCCGUACCAAAAGGAGAACUGGCAAUUGGUGGAGAUGCUGCCAGUAAUAUCUUACUAAGAUCAGGAUUACCACCAGUGACAUUGGCUGAGAUUUGGGCAUUAUCGGAUCUUGAUAAUACUGGAACUCUCUUAUUUCCUGAAUUUGCAUUAAGUUUACAUUUAUGUAGUAUGGCGAAACAAGGUGAAUCAAUUCCAAGAGUCCUUCCUGAAAAAUGGAGAAAUGAAGUUAAUAGUUUUAUUGAAACGAUUAAUUUUACCGUUCCUGAUGAUCCUGCGAAAUUAUUAGCCGGUACUCCAUUUGCAAAACUUGCUCCUGCUAAGACUCAAGUGGAUGAUGAUUGGAUGAAUGCUCCUGCAAAUGCGUUCAGUGGUAUUGCUCCUGCUGCGCCACCUUCAACUUCAUUUCAAUCCCAACUUACUGGUUUUGGUGCACCUCAAUUGGCUUCUCAAAGAACUGGUCCAUUGGCUAUGCAACAACAACAACCACCAACUUCAUUUGGAGCAUUGACUGCGCAAAGAACGGGAGGCGGGACUUUGAUUCCAUUACAACCUCAACAAACAGCAGGUUUGAUUCCAACUCAAAGAACAGGAGGACUUUCUGCACAAUUGACUGGAUUUAAUCAACAACAACCACAGCAACAAAUGCAACAACAACCUCAAAUUCAACAGCAAAUGCAACAACAAAUCCCAGCUCAACGUACUGGUGGAUUUGUUCCUCAACAAACUACUGGAUAUCAACCACAAUUGGUAUCCCAACAAACUGGUCCAUUACAAGCUCAACCUACAGGAAGACCAGGUGAAUGGGGAUUUGUAUCAAUGCCAACUGGAGGUAUCCCUGGUUUAAAUGCCAUGCAACAGCAUUUCUUACCUAAUGCCCAAUUACCAUCUCAAAAUUUACAAAGUGCCAUGGAUAGUUCAUUGAAAUCAAAUGUUACCUGGGCCAUCACCAAACAAGAAAAACAAAUCUAUGAUGCACUUUUCCAAGCCUGGGACACCAAGAAGAGAGGAUAUAUUGAAGGAGAUGUCGCUCUUGGAAUUUUUACCAAGUCUGGAUUAGCUAGACCUGAUUUAGAAUCGAUCUGGACAUUGGCUGAUACCAAUGAUAGUGGAAGAUUAAAUAGGGAUGAAUUUGCCGUGGCUAUGCAUUUGGUAUAUAGAAGAUUAAAUGGAUAUGAUUUGCCUUUGAGAUUACCUCCUGAAUUGGUUCCUCCUUCUGAUAGAUACUUACAGGAUUCGAUGGAAACGUUGAAGAAUUCUUUGAAAAGUGGUGCGGGGAAUAAGAAGGUUGCUCCACCAAAACCACAGACUAAACCUGAUGGAACUAGAUUUAAGUAUGAUGAUGGUAAUUUUGGAUAUGUUUCCAAUGCUCGUCAUAGAAGAAGAAGUGAAGCUGAAAGUACAACUUCCAAUAAUAAUAAUUCUAGAGGUUCAUUGAAAACUUCCAAGGAUGCAGAUUUGACUAUUGAUGAUAUGAAGAAGUUGAUUCGUGAGAAGAAGAUUUUGUUAGAUGCGAUGGAUAUUGAGGAUCAAGAUUCACAAUUAUCGAGAAAUACUAGUCAACAAGCACAAGAAAUUGAAGGUUUGAAAAGGAAGAUUAUGGAUGUUCAAACGAAAUUAGUAGAACAAGGAGUGGGUAAUGGUUCAUUAGAUGAAAGAAAACAAUUAUUAGAAAAAUUGGAUUCUCUUACUAGGGAUAAAGUUCCAUCAUUAAUUUCCGAUAUUCAUAAAGUUAAUGAAGAAAUUGCCAGGGCUAAAGUUGAACUCACAAAAUUGCAAUUAAAGAAACAAAAUCCUGCCUGGGAACCUCAAGAUGAUGAAUCACAAAUUAAAGGUACGGGUCCAAAUGGUGAAGUUACUGAAUAUGAUAGAAAGAAAUUCCAUGCUAAACAAAAAGUAAAACAAAGAAUGGCGGCUCUUACUGGUAGAUUCACAGGUUCAAGUGGUGAUAAUGCUGAUUUAGAUUUACAAUUGAAAAAUGCCACUGAAAAGGCUCAUGCUGAAAGUAAGAAUCAAUCUGAUAUGGUUAAGGAUAUUGAAUCUGGAAUUAAGGAAUUAGAAGAUGAAUGUGCUUCGAAAUUGAGAGUUACUGUUAAGGAAGAUGCGGGAUCGGAUAAGUGGGAAAAAGGAUUGAAUGUAUCUGAUGAAGUAGCUAAGUUUGUGAAAGAAUUGGAAUCAUUCUCAAGCAGUCAAAAGCGUAAUAUCGCUAAGACCCAACAACAACAACAAGUUCAACAACAGUCGCAACCUGUCAAGUCUACUAGCUCCGCUUCUCCAGAAGCUCCAAAGGAAAAGUAUACCACUCCUGAAGAAAGGGCUGCUUAUAUUAAGGCUCAAGCUGAGAAGAGAAUGAAUGAAAGAUUGGCCAAGCUUGGUAUAACAAGACAUAGAAGUUCAAGUACUAUUGAAACUAAGGCAUCUCCUCAACUGUCACCAGAGAUUGAAAAGAAAGAAGAACCAAAAGUUGAACCAAAAGUUGAACCAAAAGCUGAGGAACCAAAGCAACAAGAAAAAUCUAUUCCACCAAAGGUUGAACCAAAACAAGAAGAAAGAUCUGUUCCACCAAAGGUUGAAAGGAANCCACCAAAGGUUGAACCAAAACAAGAAGAAAGAUCUGUUCCACCAAAGGUUGAAAGGAAAGCAGCUCCACCUCCACCUCCACCUACUGCAACUACACAAGAAUCAUCUUCUGAUGAAGAAGAUGAUGAAGAAUAUGCAGCCAUGUUGAAACAAAAACAAGAAAUGGAGGCUCGUGAAAGAGAGAGAAAAUUACGUAAGAAACAACAAAAGGAAGAAAGAUUGGCUAAACUUAAGAGAGAAAUGGAAGAAUUGAAAAAGAGACAAGAAGAGAGUGAUGAAGAAGAAGAAGAACCAGUGAAGAGUGCACCUACAGUUGUAGCUGGACAAGUCAAGAAGGAAGAACCCCCAAAGGCUACACCUCCUCCUCAAGAAGCUCCUCAACCAAAAGAAGCACCUAUUCAAGAACCUGUUGCAACCAAGCCACAUGAUAGUAACCCAUUUGCAAAGAAUGUCCAAGCACAAGCAAAAUCAGCAACUGGCACUGGUAAUAAUCCAUUCUUCAAACCAACCAACACUGGACCUUCAGUUGAUCCUAAGAAAGCGGCAGAACAACGUAAAUCUCAAAGAGGUAUGGCAAGUAGUAGUGGAUGGAGUGAUUCGGAAGAUGAAGAGAGUGAAGAUGAAAAUCCAGGACGUGCAGGUGCUGCUCAAUUAGCUAGUCUUUUAUUUGGAGGAAUGUCACAACCACCUACCAGAUCUGAUUCUAAUCUUGCAAGUUCAACAACUGCCAGUCCAGCUGCUGUGCCUGCUCCACCACCACAACAAGAAGCAAAGGAAGCUGAUCAGGAUUUGAAUGUCCCAUCUGCUGGUUCUAGUAAGUUUGGUACUCCAUCAUAUGAGGCUCCUCCUUCAGCAGCUGAACCAAGUGUUGAAUCUCAAUCAGAUAGUGUUCCUCCACCACCACCUCCUACAGAUAAUGCUCCCCCACCACCGCCGCCUCCACCUCCUGUAGUAGAUGUUCCACCAGUUCCUCCAGCAUUUGAUGCUCCUCCACCUCCUCCACCAACAUCUGAAGCUCCUCCACCUCCUCCUCCAUCUUCUGAUGUUCCUCCCCCUCCACCACCUCCACCACCAUCAUUUGAUGCUCCUCCACCUCCACCUCCACCAUCAUUUGAUGCUCCUCCUCCUCCACCUCCUACUUUUGAUGCUCCUCCACCACCUCCACCUCCACCACCACCUCCAACAUUUGGGGCGCCCGCUCCUCCACCACCUCCUCCACCUGGUCCUCCACCUCCACCAUUUGGAGGUAAUUCCGCAGCCGCUCCUCCAACAGGUGGUGCACCAAACAUCGGAGCAUUAUUGACACAAAUCACUGGUGGUGCAAGUUUAAGAAAAGUUCAAACUAAGGAAGUUUCAGGUGCUUCUGUUGGUCGUGUUUUAUGA